Molecule: messenger RNA, 588 nt
Organism: Prunus armeniaca (apricot)
Lineage: Eukaryota; Viridiplantae; Streptophyta; Magnoliopsida; Rosales; Rosaceae
Source: the annotation of a GenBank genome assembly
AUGGAAGCUCCAACUAUACUUCACUUCCAAGCUGCAAAAAGGGUUCUUCGUUAUUUGAAAGGAACUACAGAUUUUGGUGUUCUUUAUAAAAGAGGUAAAAGCAGGGGUCUAGUUGGCUACAAUGUCAGUGAUUUUGUUGGGGACUUCGAUGACAGAAAAAGAACUUCAGGUCAAGUUUUCAUGCUUAGUUCUGGGGCAAUUUCUUGGUCUUCAAAGAAGCAGCAGGUGGUCACGUUGUCCACAACUGAAGCUGAGUUUACUGCAGCUGCUUCCUGUGCAUGUCAAGCUGUGUGGUUAAGAAGAUUACUUGAAGAAUUGGGGUAUGUUCAACAAAGUCCUACUUUGAUUCAUUGCGACAACAUCUCUACUAUCAAACUCUCAAGAAAUCCAAUGUUACAUGGAAGAAGUACGCAUAUCGAUAUCAGGUUUCAUUUUCUUCGUGAUCUCACAAAAGAAGGUGUUGUUGAAUUGAUUCAUUGCCAAAGUCAGAAUCAAAUUGCAGAUAUACUAACAAAGCCCUUGAAGCUUAAGACAUUUGAGAAGCUGCGUGGUCUCCUUGGGGUUUGUUCAAGUUAUGAUGUAAACUGA